UUUGCGUAUUAUCUUGGACUGCGCAGUCCAAUUUCAAAGUACACACACUUUUUUCACUUACUUACUUAACAAUUGAUACUUGCCGCUUCUGAUGAUAUAGCUGCUGCUGCUACUUCCAAUUCAGUUCUGAUUUCCAAUGCUAUAAAAAUAAAUGAAAAAAUUAUUUUCAAAAUAUUGUUAAAAAAUCACAUAAAAUUCAUUUACUUACCUUCUUGUUGUACGAGCCUCCUUUACGAUGGUACGAUCACGAACGACAUGCGUCUUUCAAUCGUUUUUUUUUAUUACCCUUUUUGGGAUUUUCUAUUGUCACUAUUGACAAUUAUGUUUUCUCCUUCGUACUCAUUCAAAUAAAUCAAGAAAUUAAACAAACUUUUUUCAUCAUAUUUAGGUAAACAAAAAAUAACCCCAGCAAAACUUGCGUGACCGAAACUCCAAUACAAUUACACAAUUUUUACUUGUUACUAACACUCCCUCAUAAAUCUUUGAAAUGACCCUGCAAGACGGAGGUAACAGAUUGCACAAACACAUAGAAACAUUUUCAGCUGUUCACUAACACUGUUACAUUUUCUGCAAUUUUCAAUUGCAUGGGAGAAUACGUAAGUAAGAUAGAGAGAAACUAUCGACAUUUUAAACAUAUUGUAAUGUUAACUAGCUAGAAUAGGAGAGACGUAUAAGCAAUUUUUCAAGAAGAAGAAAACGAAAAGCCCAGUUUCAAGAAUGAUAAAAACAAAGAUUGCGCAAUGACGAGUUCAAAUUUUGUUCGUUGCUCGUUGUGUUGCAGGCAUACAAAAUCAUGAAUAUCAUCAAAAGUUAACAUCAAUAUAAGUGAAUAUUAAUAAAAGAUAUCAAUGUAAGUGAAUAUUUUAUAGUGAACAUUUACCUACAUAUUCAUUUAAUUGAAUUUUCAUUGUAUUAUUUAAUUGUGUCUCUUUGCUGUGUUUGUUUCAACCAUAUACAUUUAUGUAAAUAAAAAGAUUGAAUAUUUUGUAACCAAGUAUCAAUACACUAAAUGUUAAUUUUCUUUUUUUACUAUACAUAUGUAUGUUCAAUUAAGUUUUUACUUAAGGAACGAACCCUAAAAUAUAUUCUAGUUUUAAAAAAUAAUUCUUUCAUUUUCGAGCUACAAUUUACAAAACUACUUAAAUCUAUGUAUGUGCUUCUGCACGUAAUUUGUGCAUAUAUGCAAAUCAGUACCAUUGACGUCGUCAAAUACUGCUUGCAAGGCUCUCAUAUGCUCCAUCAACAUAUGUAUCUGUUGGAUAGAACCAUCAAACAUUGUGGUACCGUCACCAUCGUCUGGCGGCCAUGCAGGUAUAAUGUAUUAAUAUAUAAAUAGAUUAGUAUUUCCUUACAAAAAUAUAUUUAUGUUUUUCAGAUAUAAUCCAGAAGCUGGAUGCCACAUUUAAAACAGAAACUAAUUUUUAUAUUUUAAUUUUCUAGAUGCCAGAAGGAGGAUGGAGUCAUGUGUAGAAGUUCAUGCAAGUGAGGAAAGUUCUCUGAUUGCCAUUCACUUGGGAGUGGCCAGAAACGAUUCUUUUACAAAUGACUCAAGCAGAUCACGACUUCCGGUCUUUGACCAAGUAUCCUCUGGGUAGCCUACGAACAUCCGUUUGAAGGCGAGCUAAAGUGAGAAGGCGAAACAUCCCCUGCAUAGGGUUGUGCGCUGGGUUUGGGACCCGCCACGUAAAAAAACACCCCCAAUGAAAGGAAACAACAAGCCUCGGAUGAGUGACCCCCCUUUUGAUGGCGACCAUGGCAAACGAAUUAAGGACUACGAAUUGAGGGCAUGCACCUGGAAUGUCCGGUUCCUUAAUUGGGAAGGUGCCACUGCCCAGCUGGUUGCUGUCGUCGGGAAAACAAAGGCUGACAUCACCGACGUCCAAGAAAUGCGAUGGACGGGACAAGGACAAAGACGAGUAGGUCCUUGUGACAUUUACUACAGUGGCCAUAUAAAGCAGCGCAAGUUUGGUGUGGGAUUCGUGGUGAUAUUGAUAUCAUCGGCCUCAACACCCGCGCCGUUAGUUCUGCUUUCUCCAGACUGGACAAGAAAGCAAAAGAAAUGGGUCUGGCAGUGAACGCGGGCAAGACGAAAUAUCUCCUGUCAUCAAACAACAGUCGUCGCUCUCGCGACUUGGCACUCACGUCACUGUUGACAGUCAUAACUUUGAAGUUGUAGAUAAUUUCGUCUAUCUUGGAACCAGCGUAAACACCACCGACAAUGUCAGCCUAGAAAUCCAACGCAGGAUAACUUUUGCCAACAGGUGCUACUUCGGACUGAGUAGGUAAUUGAGAAGCAAAGUCCUCACUCGACAAACAAAAACCAAACUCUAUAAGUCACGCAUAAUUCCCGUCCUACUAUAUGGUGCAGAGGCUUGGACGAUGUCAACAACGGAUGAGUCGACGUUGCGAGUUUUCGAGAGAAAAGUUCUGCGAAAGAUUUUUGGUCAUUUGCGCGUUGGCCACGGCGAAUAUCGCAUUCGAUGGAACAUUCGAUAUUGACAUAGUUCAGCGAAUUAAAAGACAGCGGCUACGCUGGCUAGCUCAUGUUGUCCGGAUGGACGAAAACACUCCAGCUCCGAAAGUAUUCGACGCAGUACCCGUCGGGGGAAGCAGAGGAAGAAAAAGACCUCCACUCCGUUGGAAGGACCGAGUGGAGAAGGACCUGGCUUCGCUUGGAAUAUCCAAUUGGCGCCACGUUGCGAAAAGAAGAAACGACUGACGCGCGGUUGUUAACUCGGCCAUAAUCGCGUAAGCGGUGUCUACACCAAUUAAGAAGAAGAAGAAGAUGCCAGAAAUGACCGAGGUGCAGGCGCAAAGUAAGUUAUUGCGCGAAUGCCGCGUCAUAGCGGAAAAGACGCACCAUUCAAUUAGCCGCAUCACCGGUGACUUGGAGGACGAGCAUUACGUGGAGCUCGCUUCGAAACUGCCCAUGUCAUCGGAGGAGCACGUGGAAGACAAAUUUUCACAAAAGGAAAGCACAGAUGCUAUGAUGCGGCUAAUAUUGAAGUCAAAGGGCGCAAAAGGCAGUGUUGACGGCGUACUGCGUAGUAUGGUUUUCUGGCGAUUUAAUGUACCACUACAAUUUAGAGGGGCGCAAGGAGAAGGAAUCCCUACUAAAGCUAAAGUGCGUAGGGUUAGUUUUUGAUAUAUUUGUUGACAAGGAUAAAAACACUAUCUGUGGGGAGCUCGGGAGAUUUUUGGCCUUAAGCCUCAAUCGUUUUAAGCAAAAAAAGCAUAAACUUAUAAGUUUUCAUAUUAUUACUUACAUAUAUUAGUUUUAAGUUGUAAACAUUAGUUAUAAGUUAAACAUAUUAGCUUUAACCCUUUCACUACGAUGGGGAUCAUGCAUCCCAAGAGAAAUUUAAAAAAUCGUCAAAAAUACAAUUCAAGCUCAAUUUAGAUAGGAAAAGGUCCCAUUGGUAGUUUACAGUAUUUUUCGUUCAAUAUCAGCUGAUUUGGUUUCGUUCAAUAACUGUACUGCCUUUUAUUGCAAUUAACCGACAGCAACCUUCAGUGAAUGUGCACGUGUUUGCCUAUUUGUAAAUGUAUAAAAGUGUUUCUGUUUACUAAAUUAAUUUGAGUGAAUAAAAUAAGUGUUUUUCAAUAUAAUAAGGUGAGU
Molecule: messenger RNA, 3619 nt
Organism: Bactrocera dorsalis (oriental fruit fly)
Lineage: Eukaryota; Metazoa; Arthropoda; Insecta; Diptera; Tephritidae
Exons: 3
Coding region: 2786-3145 (119 amino acids)
Source: RefSeq, a predicted model, not a curated record